This is a messenger RNA of Limulus polyphemus (Atlantic horseshoe crab), 605 nucleotides long. RefSeq names its product mediator of RNA polymerase II transcription subunit 22-like. The coding region runs from base 163 to 591 and encodes 142 amino acids. The transcript is spliced from 3 exons. Gene Ontology annotation, molecular function: transcription coregulator activity. NCBI's taxonomy places the organism in Eukaryota, Metazoa, Arthropoda, Merostomata, Xiphosura, Limulidae. The record is from RefSeq and is a predicted model, not a curated record. Gene Ontology annotation, biological process: regulation of transcription by RNA polymerase II. Gene Ontology annotation, cellular component: mediator complex.
AAAAAAUUAUUCGAAUACAGCGACACCGGUAUCUAUGAGGUUUAAGUUUUAACACCAAUGUUUGGAUAAACUUGUUUUAUCGAAGGACUGUUGAUUUUAUAAAGUUAUUUUGUCUGUAUAAAUGCGUAUAAGAGUGUGAGCUAAUCUUUCAAGGGAAUAAGCAUGUCACAGCAGAAGACUUUGUCACAAAAUAAAGAAGCUCUUUUAAAAUCUUACAAUAAGCGAAUGAAAGAUGACAUUAAAUCCAUGGUUGAUAAUUUCAUUGAGAUCAUAAAGCUUGCCAGGGUUCCUCAAGAUGAAGAUAGUCAAGUGUUGCGCCCAUUACAGAAUAAUCAGGACCAGUAUGAGAUGCAUGUGAGAGCAUGUAAUGUUGUUCGAGCUGGAGAGUGUCUGAUGAAACUUAUCUCAGACAUUAAGCAGUAUCUUGUUCUCAAUGAUUUUCCAUCCAUCAAUGAAGCAAUUAGCCAGAAUACCCGAUUUGACAAAAAUAUGCAAAAUGAGUGUGACAGUAGACUUUGUUUGUUAAGGGAUGAUGUGGCUUCUGAACUGUAUGAACUUGAAGAAGAAUAUUACUCAUCUGCAUAUAAAUAGUUCAGUUACAUCCA